Molecule: messenger RNA, 1147 nt
Organism: Hevea brasiliensis (rubber tree)
Lineage: Eukaryota; Viridiplantae; Streptophyta; Magnoliopsida; Malpighiales; Euphorbiaceae
Product: protein EXORDIUM-like 2
Exons: 1
Coding region: 1-882 (293 amino acids)
Source: RefSeq, a predicted model, not a curated record
AUGGCUUCUAUUUACCAUUCUGCCAUUCUUCUCUUCUGUUUUAUCCACCCUCUGAUUGCUGCUUUAGUUCAAGAGCAACCCCUGGUGCUCAAGUACCACAACGGUGUUCUCUUAAAGGGAAACGUCACCGUUAAUUUAGUCUGGUACGGAAAGUUUACUCCUAUUCAACGCUCCAUAAUCGUUGAUUUCAUCACCUCUUUGAACUCCAACAGAGCGCCACUUCCCUCCGCCGCCUUUUGGUGGAAGACCACCGAGAAGUACCGUGGUGGUUCUUGCUCUCUUAGAGUUGGUCGUCAAAUCCUACACGAAGAGUACACUCUUGGAAAAGUCCUUAAGACUACGCAUUUACUUGCUUUGGCCUCGAAAACAAACUUCGCGAUCGAUUCCAUUAACGUUGUUUUGACGGCGAAGGACGUCGCUGUUGAUGGAUUUUGCAUGAGCAGGUGCGGCACUCACGGGUCUUCUCGCGGGCCGGCUCGGGGUACCUACAUCUGGGUUGGAAACUCGGAGACUCAAUGUCCAGGUCAAUGCGCCUGGCCUUUCCACCAGCCUAUUUAUGGCCCACAGACUCCACCGUUGGUGGCGCCUAACGGAGACGUUGGAGUUGACGGUAUGAUCAUAAACUUGGCUACUCUCUUAGCGAACACCGUCACCAAUCCUUUUAAUAGCGGUUACUUUCAAGGCCCACCCACUGCCCCUCUCGAGGCCGUAUCCGCUUGCACGGGUAUAUUUGGGUCGGGGUCUUACCCGGGAUAUCCGGGUCGGCUAUUGGUGGACAAGGCCACGGGGGCAAGCUACAACGCCCACGGUGUCAAUGGACGCAAGUACCUGUUACCGGCCAUGUGGGACCCGCAAACAAGUGCAUGCAAAACGCUUGUGUGAUGAAGACACCUGGCAGUAGGUGUAAACGUGGCGGAAAUCUGUGCGGUGUAAUGUAGAUAUAUGGGGGAGGUCUGAUGGUGGGAGGGUGGGAAGGAUGUGGAAUAUAGUAUCUUUUUGGGUUUUUUUUUUUAUGUUGUUUUGAACUUGUACUGUGUACGCUCGAUGGCUUGUCGCUUUGCGUGACGUGUAAAGUGAAAUUACCAAAAAGGAAAUGGGUAAAAAAUUAAUAAAAAAUAAUUAAAAAGUUGAGAAUGAGAUUAGGCAA